UAGUGCACUGCGAUGCAAGCAUUAACAGUGCAAGCAUUGGCAAGAUAGCAAGAUGAAAAUAACAGUGGUCUUCAUGGUCUUGGCGGUGGUGUGCGCCACGGCCCAGCAAUCCGGAUCAAAUGGCGUGUUACCAUCAGGCAUCCCCAUUCCACUUAAUAAUCAGCCAAAGAAUCUAUUGAAAUCCAUGAUGAAUCCAUUUGGAACAUAUUGGAAUCCAUGGGGAAUCCCAACGGGAUACCCACUUCCUUGGUUCCAGUCCCUACAACAACCUACAACAACCCCUGGAAGUAUCCCACCAACAUCCGGAAGUGCAGAUAUAAAUGCACCAAGUGCACCAAGUGCACAAAGUCCAUUUGGAAUAAUCCGCUCUAUUGGACAACGCUCUUCCCUUUGGAAGCCUUGGUUCCAGUCCCUACAACAACCUGGGUUAACCCCUGGAAGUAUCCCACCAACAUCCGGAAGUGCAGAUAUAAGUGCACCAAGUGCACCAAGUGCACCAAAUGCACCAAAUGCACCAAAUGCCUAGCCAACAAAUGCAAAUGACCAGAUCUCAGGAAUCCCAACAGUUCCACCACAAUUUGCACCACAAGGAUAAGAAAUGCAAAAACUACCAAGGAAGGAAACAAUGACGAAAUAUUAAGAUUUCAUGGAAAAAGUAAUAUAAUUAUUUUUGCACUUAAUAAAAUAAAUUAUCACUGAGAGUAAUA
Messenger RNA from Temnothorax curvispinosus, 707 nucleotides. RefSeq lists its product as uncharacterized. The record is from RefSeq and is a predicted model, not a curated record. The transcript has 2 exons. Bases 53 to 526 code for a protein of 157 amino acids. Lineage: Eukaryota; Metazoa; Arthropoda; Insecta; Hymenoptera; Formicidae.